Helobdella robusta is the source of this 924-nucleotide messenger RNA. RefSeq lists its product as hypothetical. The transcript has 5 exons. Gene Ontology annotation, cellular component: cytosol. Lineage: Eukaryota; Metazoa; Annelida; Clitellata; Rhynchobdellida; Glossiphoniidae. Gene Ontology annotation, biological process: tRNA methylation. The annotation marks the transcript as partial. The record is from RefSeq and is a predicted model, not a curated record.
UGGAGAGCCCUCAUUGGCGACAUCGUCGAUUGCUGCGUAAAUGUUGCCAAUAUCGUUGCUGUCGUCAUCAACAGUUCCAGUCCGGAAGGAAACGUUCCCGAUGACAAAAAUUCACCAGCUGAAACAACAACCAUAGAAAAUAAAGUGAAACUGAUGCCCGAGUACUUGGUCGUCUGUUGUUGGAGGUCCGCCAAAGAAACUUCACUACUUCUUGGCCAAAUAACCUCGCAUAUCCCUAUUUCCGGUUGCUACGACGAUGACGAUGUUAAUGGUAGUGAUGAUGAUGCUACAUCCAUAUUGACACUAAAAACGCUGAACAGGAUUAGUGAUUUUCUUCGAGACCAACUCCUCCUAUCACGUCACAGAGGUGCGUUCGAACUGGCCUACUCAGCGUUCGUGCAGUUGGCAAGCACGCUCUGGACCAAUCGGAUAGCUAGUUUAAAAUCUAGGCCACAAAUCUGGGUCGAUCAGCUGAUAGAUAGGAUCAAAGUUCAUGACCCGAACGAUGAACUUUGCUCUACUCGUAGAAGCGCUGGACUGCCUUAUUAUUUUCAAGCCAUUGUAGUUACUGAACCUGCAGUGAACAACAGCAAAUGCUUCAACUUCUUGAUGAACAACCUCAUGUCUAUUGCUUUGCGUCCAAUUGUUAAGGAAGAAACUCAACAUGUUUGUAUAUUUUGUGUCCACAGUCGAAACAUAUUACGAGCUCUAAUUAGAGAUUCGACAUUAACCGACCGGAUCCAACCAUUCAUCAGCGAUGGCAUAAAAUCCGCCAUACUGGGGUACAACUCUGAAUACUGGCAGAUUAGGAAUUCGUCUACACUUUUGUUUAGUGCAAUAGUUAGGAAAAUAUUUGGGGUAAAAAAUUCAGCUUUAUCCGUGCAUGUUUCAUCAUCGUCAUCCUCUCCAAGAUGUUUAGGGUAG